GGCUAGGUGACGUGGCACCGGGAACAUUAGUAGCUACUCCUCAGCAGCACGCUCUUAACCGGGCAGCACCGAGCCGUUCGAGACGACUUUCUUCCCCUCAGGGCUGUACGAUCGAGAUAAUGGCGUCAAAUAACAGUCAGGUUGGAAAGUGGGAAGUCGUGAAAAAAAGCAAGAAACCGGGCACCGCCGGCAGCGGAGGGAAAAAUCUCGGGGAGAAGAAAACUGGACGGAAAGCUCUGAGCGAAUCCAACAUGACGAGGACCGACCAGUUUCCUCCCCUGGUGACAUCGGGGACAUUGUUCGAGGCUUUUGAGAAGAUGGGGAAGAAGCAAAACAAGGAGCAGGUUCCUCCAGCCGAGCCCAGCAACAAGAAGCCUUCAGCGGGCAAACAGAAGGCCAAGCUUCCCCCUGCCUCUACACAGACACACAACACACACAAGAACCUGGAGGAUGCAUUCAAAGCUAUGGACGUGGGGGAGCUGAAGCAGCAGUUGGACCGGAGCCAGACUCUGUUCCCUGACAACCCGUCAGUCUGGGUCAAAGACCUGGCAGGAUACCUCAACCACGCCCUGGCUGCUCCAGAGACUGAACCCACCCUCAGCAGCUACACACACGAUUACCCAUACUGCCUUGCGGGGAAGGAGCUGAGGGGCGUGGUCAAAGCUUUAAUUGGUCGCUGCAACGAGAGUCUACAGGACUUCUAUGACCACUGUGUUUACACCAUGCUGAGAGAACUGGACAAACAGACAGGAGAGCCUCUCCAUGGUUACCGGGUGUGUAUCCAGGCCAUCCUUCAAGACAAGCCCAGAAUGGCUACACAGAACCUUCCUGACUAUCUGGAGUUGUUGCGGUCAGUUCAGAACCGUCCGGUCAAGUGUCUGACAAUCAUGUGGUCUCUGGGACAAGCUGGCUACUACGACCUCAGCCAGGGGCUACGAGUAUGGCUGGGUAUCAUGCUGCCAGUCCUGGGGGUGAAGGCCCUGUCAUCCUACGCCAUCGCAUACUUGGAGAGACUACUGCUGCUCCAUGUUAACCUGACUAAAGGUUUUGGGGUCAUGGGACCUAAAGACUUUUUCCCUCUGCUGGACUUCGCCUACAUGCCAAAGAAUGCCCUGUCACCAAGCCUCCAGGAGCAGCUGUGUCGUCUGUACCCUCGUCUGAAAGUGUUGGCUUUUGGGGCGAAGCCCGAGAUGACCCUCCACACCUACCUGCCCUCCUUCCUGUCCCGGGCUACACCCCACUGCCCUGAAGAUAUGAAGAGAGAGUUGCUGAGCUCCAUGACGGAGUGUCUCUCUGUGGACCAUCAGAGUCUGGGGGUGUGGAGACAGCUCUACACCAAACACUUACCACAGUCCAGUCUGCUGUUAAACCAUCUACUGAAGUCCUGGAACACCCUACCACCCAAGUUGCGCGGUUGGCUGCAGGAGACUGUCCAGUCAUUCAGAGUGACUAAUGAGGAGCUGAGAGACACUGCUAACUCUGCUGACCUACAGGACUGUAACAAGCUCUGUCACUGUCUCCAGUUGAAGAUGUCAGGACGAGGUUUCCCCUGGUCCAGACUCUUUAUGGCUUUACUGGUGUUUGCUGCCGGGUUCAUUACACACGACAUCCGAUCCCGUGGUUCCUUCACAGACUCCACCACAGCAAGCUAUCUCCACAGUUCAGGGGUGAUGGGAGUGUCUCAACAGGCCUGGAGCAAAGUCACCCUCUACUCACAACAGGGCUUCAGCUGGCUGGAUACCAACACUCCCUACUACUACUCAGAGUGUGUACGUGUGUUGAGUCCGGUACUGGAGCAGACCUGGGAGAGAACUAAAGAUGCUGCCAUCUACAUCUCACAACUCACAACACAACUCAUUAACUGGAUCAAUCACAACACACCCCUACUAGUAGAAUGGCUGAGUUCCAGCACCCCGGACAGUGUAUUUCUGCUGAUAGACUAUCUGAAGCAGCUGUUACUGUUCCUCCAUACCAACUACCUGCUGCCAGCUCUCUCACACGCCUCCCAUCUAAUAGUACAGGCCUGGACGGCACUGCAGGACUCCUGCAGUGGGGAGGUGUCUGUAUCAUGUCUCCAGACCUACGCCCUCUCUCUGACCAACUCUACCUGGCUCCUGCUACAAGACACCAGCUACGCCAUCAAGACCUGGAUACAAGACCUGCUUCAGACCUGAUACACACACACACACACACACACACGCACGCACAUUUAUACUGAUACACACACACACGCACAUUUAUACUGAUACACACACAUACUUCAUGCAUAUACACGCUUUAAACACAGUCUGAGACUCUUUGCUUGCGUUGCUCUGGCCUCCUCCCUUAGCCAUCUCUCUCUGACUCUCAUGGGCUUUAUUGGCAUGGGACAUGUGUUUACAUUACCAAGUGAAAUAACCAACAACGGCUAAAACCAACAGUCUGUCACUAGCUAGGUGAAAUAACCAACAGUCUGUCACUAGCUAGGUGAAAUAAACAACAGUCUGUCACUAGCUAUGUGAAAUAACCAACAGUCUGUCACUAGCUAGGUGAAAUAACCAACAGUCUGUCACUAGCUAGGUGAAAUAAACAACAGUCUGUCACUAGCUAGGUGAAAUAAACAACAGUCUGUCACUAGCUAGGUGAAAUAAACAAGUCUGUCACUAGCUAGGUGAAAUAAACAACAGUCUGUCACUAGCUAGGUGAAAUAAACAACAGUCUGUCACUAGCUAGGUGAAAUAAACAACAGUCUGUCACUAGCUAGGUGAAAUAAACAACAGUCUGUCACUAGCUAGGUGAAAUAAACAACAGUCUGUCACUAGCUAGGUGAAAUAAACAACAGUCUGUCACUAGCUAGGUGAAAUAAACAAGUCUGUCACUAGCUAGGUGAAAUAAACAACAGUCUGUCACUAGCUAGGUGAAAUAAACAAGUCUGUCACUAGCUAGGUGAAAUAAACAACAGUCUGUCACUAGCUAGGUGAAAUAAACAACAGUCUGUCACUAGCUAGGUGAAAUAAACAACAGUCUGUCACUAGCUAGGUGAAAUAACCAACAGUCUGUCACUAGCUAGGUGAAAUAAACAACAGUCUGUCACUAGCUAGGUGAAAUAAACAACAGUCUGUCACUAGCUAGGUGAAAUAAACAACAGUCUGUCACUAGCUAGGUGAAAUAAACAACAGUCUGUCACUAGCUAGGUGAAAUAAACAACAGUCUGUCACUAGCUAGGUGAAAUAAACAACAGUCUGUCACUAGCUAGGUGAAAUAACCAACAGUCUGUCACUAGCUAGGUGAAAUAAACAACAGUCUGUCACUAGCUAGGUGAAAUAAACAACAGUCUGUCACUAGCUAGGUGAAAUAAACAACAGUCUGUCACUAGCUAGGUGAAAUAAACAACAGUCUGUCACUAGCUAGGUGAAAUAAACAACAGUCUGUCACUAGCUAGGUGAAAUAAACAACAGUCUGUCACUAGCUAGGUGAAAUAAACAACAGUCUGUCACUAGCUAGGUGAAAUAAACAACAGUCUGUCACUAGCUAGGUGAAAUAAACAACAGUCUGUCACUAGCUAGGUGAAAUAAACAGUCUGUCACUAGCUAGGUGAAAUAAACAAGUCUGUCACUAGCUAGGUGAAAUA
Messenger RNA from Oncorhynchus mykiss (rainbow trout), 3610 nucleotides. Lineage: Eukaryota; Metazoa; Chordata; Actinopteri; Salmoniformes; Salmonidae. The record is from RefSeq and is a predicted model, not a curated record.